This is a messenger RNA of Chelonus insularis, 7138 nucleotides long. Its product is annotated as 1-phosphatidylinositol 4,5-bisphosphate phosphodiesterase epsilon-1-like. The record is from RefSeq and is a predicted model, not a curated record. Gene Ontology annotation, biological process: small GTPase-mediated signal transduction; phosphatidylinositol-mediated signaling; lipid metabolic process. Gene Ontology annotation, molecular function: guanyl-nucleotide exchange factor activity; phosphatidylinositol-4,5-bisphosphate phospholipase C activity. NCBI's taxonomy places the organism in Eukaryota, Metazoa, Arthropoda, Insecta, Hymenoptera, Braconidae. The transcript has 13 exons. The coding region runs from base 439 to 5526 and encodes 1695 amino acids.
CUGGAGAAGCGGCCGCAGCCGCAGCUGCCUCGGAGCUCUGAGGAGCUGGAGGAUUUGCACAAACUGCUGCACUUCCCCGAGGAGGUAGCUCUUAGAUUGACAGAAAGCGAAUAUCACUUAUUUUAUCAAGUCCAGCCGAGCGAAUAUUUGAAACGUGCAACACAAGACUUAGCAUCUUCAAAUAGUAAAACACUAGUCAGACCUCAGGAAUCAACUUCUACAACAAACAGUUCAACACAAACGGAUGAGGAUCCAUUGUGGCCAGGUGCGACAUCAUCGUACACUGUACAGUCUCUCAUCAACCGGCUAAAUGAGGUAAACUCAUGGGUAACUCACACAAUAACAAGUGGCUCGACAAUCGAAGAGCGUCAAGCUCUUCUUUCAUGCCUCUUGCGAGUUGCUCAGACCUGUUGGAAUAUUGGCAACUUUAACUCGGUGAUGGAGAUCAUCGCUGGUCUCAAGUCAAAUAAAUUAAAGCCAUUCUGGCAAAGCGUUAAUGAACCACCAGUACUGGAAUACCUCUCAUCAGCUUUACUGUCUUCCGAGUAUGAACGAGCUUUGGCACGAGCUCUGGCAAUGCCCGAAUGUCCAGUUAUACCUUUCUUUGGGACCUUUCUACGCGAGUUACGAGAAGCUAUUACGAGUGUUACAUCUAAGCAACAAGCAGGGUGUAAAGAGAAGAGAAAUCAACGCUGUAUCAGCAAAGAGGGCCCAAUACUUGAACACGUGCCUUCGACCUCGCCAAGUCCACGGGUCGAGAGCAAUGUUGAUGUACCUUAUGAGUGGAGUUCAUUCAAAAGUGGUACCAAUACUGAAGAGAAUACCGAUAGCACGCAUAAAACGGAAGCUGUCUUAAAUAAAAUUGCACUUUUUCAUCAACAUCGUCAUGCUCGUGGUAGAGAUGCAACCACUGGCUCAUUACAUCGUACCUUAAGUGUCCACACUACAGCACUUGAACAAGCAUAUACAUCUGAAGAGUGUGACGAGAAUGACUAUCACCUCGACCUGGAUUCAUACAAGCCGGUUCAACCCCUUGUUGCCGACCAUGGCGUCGCUCUUUUUCCUGUCGCUGCACCCCAUCAUGGAAUGGACCUUCAUCUGCUUCAGGUACUUCAUCAUGGAACCACCCUAGUACAUUGGGACUGUGAAGGAACUGGCUCUCGAACGGCACUAGUGUACGCACGAGUCGAUCGCGCCUGUGGGACAUUUGUCUGGGAAAAGCCGGCAUGGAGUCCUCUCAAAACGACUGGUAUUGGAGGCGUAUCUAGUGAAUUUACAUUGACAGUGAAUCCAGAAGAAAAUGUACCUCCAAUCCUCAUAUCAAAAUAUACAUCGCCACAGGCUGAUUGCGCGUCUGUCAGCCUUGAAGAGGGUUAUCUGGAUCUCAACUCUGUCAAAGAAGUCACUAUCGGUUGCUGUGAUAAAGACAGGGAAGCAGAACUUCGUGGCAUAUGCAAAAGAUAUGGCCUUCCGGGUUCUGAUUCCUGUAUUGGACUGAUGUAUGGCUCAAGUUUAUCUGAUAAUCGACUCAUUUUUCUCCUUGGACCACCUGCCCUAAGCAAACUUUGGUAUAUGGGUCUCUGCUGGAUUUUACGAGGUUUGAAACGUCAGCAACAGUUAACAGAUAGACGAUCAAGGUGGCUGAAAGAAAAAUAUCUUCAACUCUACUUCGAAGAAGGCUGUGUAGAACCUACCACUGCUGAUGCAAUUCGUAUAUUUGGUGGACGAGAUUGGUCCACGACUGAUAGCAUUGGUACUCUUUCACCAACCAAUAGCAGUAAUCUCCGACGACGUAAUCCCAAACCUAGCAAGAAAACUAAAUCUAUUAGCAAUAUUCAUGCAUUAACAAAAGAAUUAAGUUUAAAGCAAUAUGAUUCAUCAUCAUCGGAUGGUGGUAUUGGAACAGCCCCGUUACGUCAUGGAAGUCGAGAGUCUUUAACAAGAAUUGUACCUACUUCACCACGUUCUAGUCGAGAUCGUAUUCCACCACGUAGUCCACCUGGCUCAGCUGAACGUAUGUUCUCUGCAAGUUUACCCUACUCCAGUUUACAAAGCUUGCUUUGUCUGACAAGAGAUAAAGAUAAGAAUGGAUCUAAUCCUCCGUCUGGAGUAAUGGAAACUCCUUGGCAAGUUAAAGCACGUACAACGUCCAUCAUGUACGAAACUCAGCUUAAUUUUGUUGAGUUUGUUGCAUUAUUCAGAUCAUUCAGUUUAAGGGCGCGAAAAGACUUACGCGAUCUUUUUGGACAACUUGCUAUUACCUGUCGCAGUCAAAGUGAUGGCUCUUUACGUGAUUUUACUAUGAAACCUUCAGUUUUAAGACAAACUAGUGAUGCAACGCCACAACGAAUUGGAUUAUUAACGAGAAAUAAUUCUAUUGACUCUCAUGAGUAUAAAACAAGUGGCAACCUUCACAAAAAACAGAUAUUCGAUGCUAUUGCUGCUGCCAGUAUUGUUAACAAUUGUUCCGGUGUUGAUACAUCUAAAUCUCAAGUAAUAACUCUUGCGACUUUUACGAAAUUUUUAGAAUCACGUCAACAGGAAAAAUUAUCUGAUGAACAAAUUAAAGCGCUUAUCAAGAGACAUGAACCUGAUCCUGCUUUACGGGUACAAUGGUGCUUAUCUUUCGAAGGAUUUGCUCGAUAUAUGAUGGAUAAAGAUAAUUAUGCAUUUCCCGAUGAAUACGCUGUCCCCGAUGAUACUGAUAUGCAACAGCCUUUGUCACAAUACUACAUAGCAAGCUCACAUAAUACUUAUUUAACGGGCCAUCAACUAAAGGGGGAAUCAUCGGUUCAAUUAUAUUCUCAAGUACUUCUAACUGGAUGUCGAUGUGUUGAACUAGACUGUUGGGAUGGUGAUGAUGGUUCGCCAUUGAUUUAUCACGGUCAUACAUUUACAACAAAAAUUCCUUUUAGAUCUGUUGUUGAAGCCAUUGAUAGAAGUGCUUUCGCCACUUCGCCAUAUCCAGUUAUUCUUUCAAUAGAAAAUCAUUGUACGCAAGCUCAGCAAGCUCGUAUGGCUCAAAUAUUUCAGUCAGUGUUUGGUGAUAAAUUAGUGACGAAAUUUCUUUACGACUCGGAUUUUGGUGAUGAUCCUCAACUACCUUCACCCUCUCAGCUACGUCAUAAAAUUCUUAUAAAAAAUAAAAAACUUGUCACAGAUCCGACGCCACCAUUAGCUCAUCCACAUGUAUGCCACCGAUACAAAAUAUUAAUGUCGGAUCGUGCAUCUUCUAUGAAGCAAAUGAGAACAGAAAUGAGUAGUGCUUCUGUUGUAGAAUAUUUCAGUGAAGACGAUGAUGAUGAAGAGGACGACGAUGAAGACGAUAAUGUAGAUGAUAAUUCAAUUUCAAGUUAUGAACGGUAUCAAGGGGGUAAUCAAAUACCACAUUCUCGUUUAAAGUCAGAUCCUGCGGUUGAUGAUAAGAUACAAAAACAGAGCAGCCAAAUUGCAAAAGAAUUGUCAGAUUUAGUUGUAUAUCUACAAGCAAUCAAAUUUAGAGGUUUGAAUACAGCGCCUGGGACAAUACCUGCAACAAAGCCUCGACAUCAAAGUCAUACGGGAACUGUACAAAGGCACAGUAUCGCUGGAAUUGGAACUGGUGGUAUAGCAUCUUCUACUGGCUCUCCCCAGUCGUUAUCUACUUCAGUGUCAGUAGCAAGUGGUGGAAGUAAUAUUGAUGCUUUAUUCAGACCAACUCGAGGAAUACCCGCCUGUUUUCAGUGUUCAUCAUUAAAUGAAAGUGCUGCGAAAAAAAUUUGCCGUAAACAACCACUGGGAGUCGUUGCACAUGCUGAGACCCAACUGAUCCGUACAUAUCCUGCUGGAAUGCGUAUUGACUCAUCGAAUUUUAAUCCUGUUAUAUUUUGGGCAUUUGGUAUUCAAAUGGUGGCACUCAAUUACCAGACGGACGAUGCAGCAUCACAUCUAAAUGCUGCUAUGUUUGAACAGAAUGGUCAGUGUGGGUAUGUGAGAAAACCCGCUGUAAUGUGGGACAAAGGGCACAUGAUGUAUCGGCGAUUCAAUCCUUGGGACAAGGAAUUCGACGGAUUACACUCCGUACAUUUAACUUUAUCUAUUGUUUCGGGUCAAUACAUUUCGCCAACUAAUCUGCUCGCAAGUACGUAUGUAGAAAUCGAGCUCGUUGGAAUUCCGAUUGAUUGUGCUAAACAUAAAACCAAGGCGAUACAGAAUAAUGCACUUAAUCCUAUUUGGAAUGAAAAAUUCUGCUUCCAAGUUAUGUUUCGAGAUUUAGCCUUUCUACGAUUUAGUAUUGUUGAAGCUAAUUCCCACCAUUCAAUUGCUCAGCGUGUUCUGCCUCUCAAGUGCCUCAGGCCUGGAUACCGACAUGUGCGUUUACGUUCCUGUAAAAAUAAACCAUUGGCAUUAUCAACCCUUUUUAUUUAUUCGCGAAUGGAAGAGGAAAGUUUGGAUUACAACACUUGUUGUCGUGAUCACAAUAAAGAGUCUAAACGUCCAACGUCCGGUAAAACUCCUGAAAAACUUAGCAGUGUUGAUCCAGGUCUUGGUGGUGUAACUUUAAAACGGCGAAUGUUCUUCCUGGCAGUUUACGACGUUACACCGGGUGAACCAUACACUAUUUUAAAAGUAACACAAGAAAGUACAACACAGGAGGUGAUGCUACAAGCUCUUCAAAAGGCCGGAAUAUCAGCAGAACAUGUAGAUGAAUACAUUUUAGUAGAGGAGGUAUCUAGAGGUUGGGAGAAAAAAGAUCGUGAGGAACUACCAACACAAAGAGUAUUAGAUCCGGCUGAACAUCCACUUCAAGCUCAAGCACUUUGGAAAGGCGCGGGUCGCUUCUUGUUAAAACGAGUUGGUAAUGAUCCAAGCAGUCGAGCAUGGCUGGCAUCAAUACGAAGUACGGCAGGACAUUCAAAAUUAAAUGAAGAAAGUGAACAUGAUGAAUCAACGCAUAUUUGGGAUGAAGCUGACACUUUUCUUGUGUGUAUCUACAAUGUAUCGCCUGAAAUUCCAUAUGCUAUUUUACGUGUUCCUGUGAGUAGUUCUGCACAGGAUGUUCUAGCACAAGCUCUAGUGAAAGCUCGAAGAAUGGAAGAUCCAACUAAAUUUGCUUUAGUGGAAGAGCUUGAGUGGGGUGGUACUGGUGCUGUCGGUAGUGGUAAUCAUCAGUUGCGUGUGUUGCGCGAUGAAGAAAAUGUUUAUAGCACUCAAGCCAUGUGGAAAACGCUUGGAAGAUUUAUAUUACGCGAACGAGAGCAAGCUAUUCCUCGAAAACACCUGCUUCCAGCUACGUUAGACAGAAUAAGUAAGGGCUUCUCAGUAGGUAGAUCAGUGUCAUUACCCGGCUCCAGCAAAGAAAAAGUUCCGGUUGCCGAGGCUCUAUCCGAUCCGACUUCAAGAGGCCUGCGUUAUAGACUUUUAAUGUCUGGACGCAGACGGGAGGUACACUCGGACGGUGAGGAGUCUAGGGAAUCAGACAUCCUCAAUGCUGCUUUGUACUUAAAGAAAGUGUCAUUGAGGAAAUUCCGAGUCUGGAAAUCUUAGUGGCAAUCACGAGCGACAAUACUCUCAUCAUUGUUUAUUCUUCACAAAGAUGAUUCACUUCCAUCAACUAAGGACUAACAAUUAAUUUUCUAUCAUUAUUUUACUAUCCAUAUCAUCGUCAUUAUUUAAUGUAUGAGAGUCAAGUCGCUCUUAUUCUCACACUGAAUAAAAAUUUCUAGUCAUGUGAGGAUUAGAUUGUUAGCUGGAGAUGGGAUACGUAAAGUAAGAAUUUAAAUAAUGAGAUAUUUAUUGAGAAACUCUUUUUCUAUUUUUUUCUACUCUUUGCGUUUUUGUGUAUUAUUCCUUACUGUAAUUUAUUUAUCAUUAAUUAUAAAAUUAAGAUAUAAUAAUGUAAAACUUCAUGAGACUAAUAAUUAAUUUAAAUGGUAUUGAUCAUGGGAUGAAUUAAAUCAACAUGUUUAUCUAGACAUGUUUUCCAGAUAUUUACACUUAACUUAUAGAUAUGUUUAUAAACGUAUUAAAGUAAUGCAUAAAAUGUAGAACGCAUAUAAAUACAUCGACGCAGGCGACGAAGGUUAUUAAAAAUGCUUAACAAAGCCAUUAAAAAUGAUUUUUGAAAAUACAAAUAUUUAAAAAAAAAGAUUUGUUAGUGUUCAAAACGAAUUAUGUGACACUCAAUGCCUAAACUUGUAGAAACGUGUGUGUCAAAAUAACCAGAUGAACACUUAAAUAUUAAAUACAUUAUUUUUAAUACACUUGAAACUUAUUGAAUUUUUCAAUAGUUUGUCAACUAUUAAAAUAUAAAUUAAUUAAAAUAAUCAAUUAUGUAAAGUUUGUUAAAGAAUUUAAUAUUGUUACAGGCAAUUAAUAACAUAAUAGAAUUUGCUUAAUUCAAUAGUUAUAAAUAGUGUGAGUUUCAUUAAAGUAUCAAAGAUAUCAAAUAGAUUAUUCCAAAGUUUGGUAAACUAUAGAUAAAUAUUGCGAUUUUGAUUCAUCCCAUGAUUGAAUUUUAUUUAUUAUCUAAAUUUUUAGACUCCUAUUGAGUAAUUGUUCAGAAAUGAAGUUCUGAUUUUUAACUCAUUCGAGAACUUAUUUUUAUUAUGAAUUAUGUUAAUUUGUUAUUAUAUGAUAAAUUAAAAUUUUUUAUUAAGUCUAAUUCGAUUGAAUAAUUGAAUAAUAAUGUGCAAUAUAUUUUUUAUUCUAAAUUUAAAGACUAGCUCAUUUUUGAACGGAAGAAAUGUUUUCUUGAAUGAAGAAAUUUAAAUCUCAUUUUUAAAUGGAACUUUAUUUCUACACAAUUACUUGAUUUUUUACUCAAUCUGUGAGAUAGAAAAUACUUUUGUUACUUAAACUAUUGAUACGAGUAUGGACUGAAUUCAAACGUGUAUUAAAUGGUAUUAAUGUCAUUGAAAAUGGUCAAUUGUUUGUCAAUAGCCAAACUAUUUUAAAUGAUAAUCUCUGUCCUCCGUGUGUAAUUAAGAUUCAAUUUAUCUAUAAAUGUCGUGUCUCAUACAUCAAUCUAUUGUAUUUUGUUAUGUUUGCACAACGAAACAAUUUAACUGGCAUCAUUGACUAUUUGAUAAUAUUAAAAAAAAUUUAUAAUGUUAUUCAUGAUUUUGAUGAUAAAAAUUAUUUUACAUAAAAAUUUCAA